Messenger RNA from Ricinus communis (castor bean), 1417 nucleotides. Its product is annotated as cytochrome b561 and DOMON domain-containing protein At5g47530. The record is from RefSeq and is a predicted model, not a curated record. NCBI's taxonomy places the organism in Eukaryota, Viridiplantae, Streptophyta, Magnoliopsida, Malpighiales, Euphorbiaceae. The coding region runs from base 846 to 1412 and encodes 188 amino acids. The transcript has a single exon.
UAUAUAUAUACAUAUAUAUUUGAAGAGUAAAGCAGCCAUUUUAGACUUAUGGUUGUUGUACACAUAGAAAGCCUAUAGCAUCCAUACAAAAAAGCCCCCUUAGUGGACAACAAAGAAUUGGCCAUGACUUCAUCAACUGAGAUGAAAGGUUCAAAUGUCACUGCCCACUUCAUCAAGCUACCAAGUGGUCUUUCCUUCCUGCCUAACAAUUUCUUGUAAGCAAUACUAUUCAAUUGACUUCCUCCCCGCACAUGGAAGAUUCAUCAGACACACCCCUAAAGUUCCAAACUAUAUCAUAUUUUCAUUUUAUAGGUGAAAAACAGUUCUAGUAGAUCAUCAUCAUGAAACACUCAUGUUCUAGAAACAUAUACAGGAAACAUCUUUGUUUUUUAAAUAAAAAUGCAACUCUGCUGAUGUUCUCUAGGUGGUUUAUCAGACUUUCACUUCUUGGACUAGGCUUUGUUUGAAUUUGUAUUAGGUUGGAAAUGAAAUUGCUGCAUAACAGGAGAAGAAAGCUUGCAAGCAAGGAUCAUCAAUUUCUCAUGCAUCCAGAAACCAAACUUGCAUGACUUGGGUAACUCUGAUCUCUUCUUCACCCUAUCCCAAGAUGGGAAAUCAUGCACAAGAAGAUAAUAUGUAACUAGUUCAACAACCCUUGACUAUGAUCUACUCUACCUUCCCCUAUAAAGUGGAUCUCUAAACAAUUUCCAUUGCUACCUUGGAUUAACUCCUCAAAAGUCUUACUGCCUGCAACCUGAAUACACCGUCUCAAUCAAGAAAUAGGCUAAGCUAGAAGCAUUUCUUGUCAGUGCCACUUGGUUCAUCUGGAAAGCACUAAUAUCCCCAUGGAUAUACCUUCAGGACUCAGAUUGCUGAUUGGCAUACUUAUUUCUCUAGUCUUAGUUACCUCUGCUCAAAGUUCAUGCUCAAACUACAUCUUUCCAAACAACGAAGUCUUCAUUUCCUGCACUGACCUUCCUGCACUACAGGCCCAACUCCAUUGGAACUACAUUGCAUCCUCAAGAAUCGUUCACAUAGCAUAUAAAGCCAGCCAAACCUCUAGAGGAUGGAUUGCAUGGGCAAUUAAUCCAACUGGCAUAGGCAUGGUCGGAUCACAGGCACUUGUUGCUUUCCAAAAUUCUAAUGGAAGCAUGAUUGCUUACACGACACCAAUAACCAGUUCAAGCCCAUCAAUGCAACCAGGUGUUCUCAGCUUUAAGGUUUCUAACAUUUCUGCAACAUACGCUAAUAAUGAGAUGACUAUCUUUGCCAUGGUGGGUCCACUAGAAAAUGGCACAACCGUUAAUCAUGUCUGGCAAGCUGGCGAUUCGGUGAUGAAUGGCAUUCCUCAGGCUCAUGCACUUUCAGGACCAAAUAUUAAAUCAAUGGGGAGUAUAAAUUUUUUUUCCUGAUGGAA